Dujonia railenensis is the source of this 828-nucleotide messenger RNA. The record is from the annotation of a GenBank genome assembly. NCBI's taxonomy places the organism in Eukaryota, Fungi, Ascomycota, Pichiomycetes, Serinales, Debaryomycetaceae.
AUGAAAGAUUAUACUAUUACAGUCGUAGGAUGUGGUGUUAUGGGAACAGCUGUUACAGCAGCUAUACUCAAGGCAUCAUUUGAGCCUUAUCCUGCCAAAAUCAUUUGCUGUACCAAUUCUGAAGCCUCAUCGGUGAAGCUUCAAGCCAAACUUGAUAACCCAAUUAUAGAAACAUCAUAUGGUGUAGAAUCCAACAACAAAGCCGUGGCCAAUGCCGAUGUCAUUAUCUUAGGAUGCAAGCCAUUUUUAUGUGAACAAAUUUAUGAACAAAUCAAGGGAUCCUUAACUGGUGAACAAUUGAUUAUUUCCUUGUUAGCUGGAUGGACCAUUGAGCAGUUGUCGAUUUUUUCUCCGCAUGUAGCUAGAGUGAUGACAAACACACCAGCGCAGUUUGGAUGCGGUAUGGCAGCAGUGUCAUUCUCACCAAGCGCAGAGGCUCAGUACGAAGAAUUGGUCAUGAAGUUGACCGAUCCAGUUGGGUUGGCCAUCAAAUUGCCAGAGAAAAACAUGGAUGCUGCUACAUCAUUGAUUGGAUCGGGCCCUGCCUUUUGCUUGAUGUUCAUGGAAGCAUUGAUCGACGGUGGGGUCAGAAUGGGAAUCCCAUUCGCAGCUGCUAAGGAAGCCGCAGCCAAGGUGAUGGAAGGAACUGCCAAAAUGGUAUUGGAGACCGGAGAACACCCUGCUGUGUUAAGAAGCAAGGUCUGCACACCGGGAGGAACCACUAUCGGAGGGUUAAUGAAGAUGGAAGAUGCCGGCAUCAGAAGUGGAAUUGCCAGAGGUGUCGAAGAAGCCGCUAACAUUGCAACCUCAUUAGGUAAGAAGAAGUAA